AGAUUAGCAACGUUCGGGGCUCAGAUACAAAUUUUAACAGCCUACACCAACGAGGGCAAAAAAAUGGCUAAGGUGUACGCAGGUGAGGUAUCUUGAAAGACGUAUCAUUCAUCUUACAUCGAUAUUUCUCUUCUACUAGCUCUGUUCUGAAUUGCACUUAAAUUUUCAAGCGUACGCUGCAAAAAGAUGAUGGAGAGAUUAAGAGUAUCACAUUCGCACACUUUUAUAGUUAUAAUAUAUGGUUCCACGUGCUUGUACAUGAUAUUGCCCGUCACACCGUCCAUCGUGGCGAUCUUGACAAACCCAAAUCAAACGCAUAUUCACGGCUUGCUGUACCACGUGGAGGCUGUCCUCGAUACGAAGAAAUAUUAUUACAUCAUCCUAUUGCAUUCCUAUUACGCGACCUUCUUUUUGAUGACCAUUCCGGUAGCGGCGGACUCCAUGAUGAUAGCUUACAUACAACACGCUUGUGGUCUUUUCCAAGCGAUAGGGUACGGUUCACAAAGACGCGAAAGUAGUUCAGUAGCGACAGCCAACUCGAAAUCCCAGAUGCGAAAUGUUGUAAUUCGUUCUUACGCUGGUGUUCUAUUUUAGAAAUUUUCUGACUUAAUGAUUUUUCCCAGACACCAACUG
Messenger RNA from Pogonomyrmex barbatus (red harvester ant), 633 nucleotides. RefSeq lists its product as uncharacterized. NCBI's taxonomy places the organism in Eukaryota, Metazoa, Arthropoda, Insecta, Hymenoptera, Formicidae. The record is from RefSeq and is a predicted model, not a curated record.